Molecule: messenger RNA, 1772 nt
Organism: Diaporthe batatas
Lineage: Eukaryota; Fungi; Ascomycota; Sordariomycetes; Diaporthales; Diaporthaceae
Exons: 1
Coding region: 54-1772 (572 amino acids)
Source: RefSeq, a predicted model, not a curated record
CCAAGGUGGUGCACCUCCAAUUCAAUUUUCCAACCAAAUCAAUUCAAGUCACUAUGAGCUCCUACUUCCUCGUUGGAACGGACGCUGACGUUGAAAAGGCCUUGGAAGCGUAUCAACCAGACUCCGAUUCCGGACCUGAAAUCAUACAGCAGACCAUCAAUGACGCUUGGGUUGGCACUUUCAUCUACUACUUCUUCACUGAGCACGGUGAUCUUGAUCUGCGCCAAAGUGUGAUAGACUUUGUUUGCAAGCACCGUCCUGGAGCAAAUCCCAGGCUCGGAGAGCCCUGGAACUUUGGCUCAUACAACUUCAACAUCGAGAUAAUAUUUGACGAUGGGAUCGUCCUCUUCAGAUUUCCAAUUCCGGGGGUUGGUGUUUACCCUGAUGACAAGAUCCAGACUGAAGUUGCAACUAUGCGCUACGUCGCCGACCACACCAACAUUCCGGUACCACACAUUUACCGCUGGGGAACAGCGGCGGAAAAUCCAACCCGCCUCCAUGUGCCCUUCAUAAUCAUGGACUAUAUCCCUCAUGCUACUACUAUUGGCCAAGCACUUGAAGACCCCGACUUUAAGAUUCCUUCUAUACCCGAAUCAGAGAAACGGGACUAUCUCUACCAGCAGAUGGCCGAUAUCUCAUUACAGCUUUACAAGCUCAGCUCAGACAGGAUCGGCUCACUCGAAAUCCUAGAUGACGGCAAGUACGCAGUUACUUCGGCACCUCUUCCACAUAAUACAGCCUAUCAAGUCGUCAACUGCAGCGUUCCUGUCGCUGUUCUCCCCCCUCGCGACGAAAUUUACUCGUCAUCAAAGGAAUAUCUUGCAGACGCAGCAGAUAUGCAUGUUGCAGCGCUGCUGUUUAUGAACGAAAAGUUCAUGGGGUCGGCGGACGACUGUAAAAACAAAUUUGUUGCUCGCCACCUCGUGCGAAAGAUCCUGCAUGAGAGGCAGCAAGCGCAGUCAGGCCAGCCCCGUGAGGUUUUCAGAUUAUGGGGGGAUGACUUCCGCCCAGAGAGUGUCUUACUGGACAAAAACGGAGUAGUGGUAGGAGUUGUCGACUGGGAGUUCACGUAUUUUGCUCCUGAGACGUAUUACUCCAACCCUCCUUGGUGGUUACUGAUCGAGGCUAUGGACAAGCUCAUUGGCCAGGAUUCUGAUUCAAAUGCUGAUUCAGACACUCAUUCAGAAGCUCAUUCAGACGCUGACCGGGGCAUACCGGACCAAGGGGAGUUGUCUUGCGACGCUGUAAAUGUGGAAGAAGAAGACAACCGUCAUGGCAACUUCCUGAAGGAAUGGCACGAACUAGUGAGAACAUACCAAUGCGCUCUUGAAAAAGCGGAAGAAAUUCUGCAAGCCAAUGAUAAGUCCGGACUUCUUGGCAACCAUCUUUGCUCAAGAUCCAGCAAAGAUCAGGCUCUCUCGACACCUAUCGCACAAGAGCUCCCGCUUUCUCAGCUGAUGAAAUACCGCUGGGACGAGGAUGAGACGGAGUUUGCCCUUACGACUUCUAUAGCACAGAUCAAUCUGCUGGAUAGAUACUUUUGGGAUACCGUGGACAAGAGGUGCUGGGGAAAGAAUGCUAUAGGAGGGUAUAAGGGAAGACUCGAUUUGCUUAAUGAUCCGACGAAGAUGUUGAUGGAUUGGUUCGUUGUUCGACGAGCCAAGGAGAUUCACGCAUGGGACCCGAAAGCAAUCCUUGAUCGGGUUCUGGAGCAGAUGGAUGGUAAAUCUUCGGUAUUAGUUGUACAGGACGAUCCGGAACAAGGACACUAG